This is a messenger RNA of Ailuropoda melanoleuca (giant panda), 3277 nucleotides long. Its product is annotated as zinc finger protein 211-like. The transcript has 4 exons. Gene Ontology annotation, biological process: regulation of DNA-templated transcription. The record is from RefSeq and is a predicted model, not a curated record. NCBI's taxonomy places the organism in Eukaryota, Metazoa, Chordata, Mammalia, Carnivora, Ursidae. Gene Ontology annotation, molecular function: DNA-binding transcription factor activity, RNA polymerase II-specific; RNA polymerase II cis-regulatory region sequence-specific DNA binding. The coding region runs from base 1 to 1917 and encodes 638 amino acids.
AUGUCUAUAAGCUUCCAGCUACGGAGCAAACACGUUUUAGAUACUGCGGCGCUGGUUUGGGAGCGAGGUUACGGGAUCAGAGAAGGGGCGGGAGGGCGGGCGCUGGCCCACCGCACAGAUUUGGGUCUACGGCUCGGUGACGCCGCCCGGGCUGCCCCGCGCUGGGGCCCGGACGGGGACCGCGGGCCCGGGUGUCCGCUCCGCCAGAGUCGGAUGGCGGCCGUCGUGCCCAGGCACCCGGCUCAGGACAGUGUGACAUUUGAAGAUGUGGCUGUGUACUUCUCCUGGGAGGAAUGGAGUCUCCUUGAUGAGGCUCAGAGGCACCUAUACCAUGAUGUGAUGCUGGAGAACUUUGCACUUGUAACCGCCGUGGGUUGCUGGCAUGGAGCAGAGGAUGGGAAGUCACCUUCCAAGCAGGCUGUUUCUGUAGGAGUGUCACAGGUCAGGACUCACCAUGCAGGCCCAUAUCCCCAGAAGGCAUACCCCUGUGGGAUAUGUUGUCUGGUCUUAAAAGACAUUUUGGGUGUGGCUCUGCAUCAGGGAACACAUCUCCAGUUGAGAUCUUACACACAUAGGAAACAAGUCAGUUUCACUGCAAACCUUCACCAGCAUGGGAAGCAGUACAGUGGAGAGAAACUGUUGAAAUGGGCUUCAUUUGUGAAGAGCUGCAGGUCCCAUGUGUCAGGGAAGUCCUUUACCUGUGGGGAGGUUGAUGAGGACUUCCUCUCCAGUUCAGGCAAGCGCCAACACCAGGCCACUCAUAAUGGGCAGAAACCACACAGUUGCACCGUGUGUGGGGAAGCUGUUCACAGUGGGAAGAGCCGUUACAGUUGGUGUGAAUGCAAGAAAACCCUCAGCCACAAAAACACUCUUGCUCAACGCCUGAGUGUCCACACUGCUGAAAGGCCUUAUGAGUGCAGCGAUUGUGGGAAAUCCUUCACCCGAAGGUUUAACCUCUUUCAGCAUCAGAAAGUCCACACUGGAGAGAGGCCCUAUAAAUGCAUUGAAUGUGGGAAAUUCUUCACCCACAUCUCCAGUUUCAUUCAACACCAGAGAAUUCACACUGGGGCAAAGCCUUAUAAGUGCAGCAGAUGUGGGAAAUUCUUUGGCCAGAACUCCAGCCUCAUUGUACACAAGAGAGUUCACACUGGAGAAAAGCCUUAUGAGUGCAGUGAAUGUGGGAAAUCCUUUAGUCAAAGCUCCAGUCUCAUUAAACAUCAGAGAGUUCACACUGGAGUGAGGCCUUAUGAGUGCAGUGAAUGUGGAAAAUGUUUUGGUGACACCUCCACCCUCAUUAAACACCGUAGAGUUCACACUGGAGAAAAACCUUAUGAGUGCAGGGAGUGUGGGAAAUUUUUUAGCCAAAGUUCUGGCCGCACUCAGCACCAGAGAGUUCAUACUGGAGAAAGACCUUAUGAGUGUAGGAUAUGUGGAAAAUCCUUUACCCGCAACUCUGACCUUAUUCAACACAAAAGGGUCCACACUGGAGAGAGCCGUCAUGAGUGCAGGGAAUGUGGGAAAAUCUUCAGUGACACCCAGUUUGCUCAACACCAAAAAGUUCACUUCAGAAAAAGGCCUCACGAGUGCAACAAAUGUGCAAAAUCUUUCAGCCGUAGGUCUAACCUCAUUAGACACCAGAAAGUCCACCACCACAUGGAAAGGCCCUAUAUCUGCAGCAAGUGUGGGAAAGCCUUCAGUCAGUGGUCUGCUCUAACUCAGCACCAGAAAGUUCACAAUGUAGGUCAGCUUUAUGAGUGCAGUGAAUGUGGGAAAGCCUUUAGCCGAAGGUGUAACCUCAUCCGACAUGAAAAAGUCCACACUGGAGAGAGACCCCAUGAGUGCAGUGAAUGUGGGAAAGCCUUCAGCCGAAAGUCACACCUCAUUGGGCACCAGAAAGUUCACACAGCAAAGCCAUAGCCAUGCAAGGAGCAGACUUUCAGUGUGUUUGAUACAAUGACAUUGGAAGAGAGCCUUUGGAAGGCAGACAUCUUCCUGAAGUUGGACUCAUACAUCUGAAUAUACACUAUAGGGAAGAUUCUGUGUAAUUUCCAGGUACGUGGGAAGCUUCUAGGAACCAUACUGUGCUUCCUAACCAGCUUGGGGUCCUUGCUGAAAUUGUGUGACUGCCAGUUUUUGUGGUAUAAGUCAGCUCUACUGCCUGAAAGGCCUCCAUGGUAUACAUCAGUUACCCUAAUGUUUAGGGAAGUAGAUCUCUAUGUUCUGUCUGGAGAAAAUAAUGAGCAGCCUGAGCCUUUAGAGUGACAUCAUGCCCUUCUCUCUAAUUAAUGUGUAUACCUGACCAGUUUUCUCCCAGAAGACCUUGUCUGGGUUCUACUGGUGGCUUGCAGAGACACUUUUGUCUUCAGGGAUAUUGUUUUCAUAUGAUACUUGUGAUGGAUUUUUCCAUUCUCCAUGUCACCAACCCAUAAACUGCCUGCCUCACCUUGCUAUUAUUUGUGCAGUAAUAAAGGCCUCAUUGUUUAAGCCACCUUUAAUCACUAAAUGUUGCUUUGAAAACAUCAUGAAGGGGUAAACAGCUUGUGUGAGAGUACCCAACUUUGGUGUGCCUCAGAAGACAAAGUGUGAUGGCAGAGAAUAACUCUUCAAUUUUGGCCUAGUUCACGUUGUUGCCCAAGGCCUCCAAGGAAAGACUGCAGGCUUUGUACAACUAAUAUGCAGCCUGGAAACCAAGAUUUUUUUGUGAGCCCAGAGGUCACAUUGAAGAGCAGGCACUUGUAACAAUCCCCAGUGUUUCUGGGAUUGGUUCCUUUAUUUAUAGUGCAUAUCAUGUAAUGACCACAUGGUUAAGGGGAAUAUCUUCCCCAGUUCCUUCAGAAGAGCCACGUGCCCUGAUGCCCAGAAUUUAGUAGGGUAGUAUCACUGGUUUUAACACUAAAGGGUUUAGGGGGAACCAUAAUUGAUGAGAAAACAUUGGAUUGAUAGGAAGUGCUGGAGCCUGCAGUAAACUAGAUGGAACAUCCCUCUUCUAAAAGUGCACCCACAACUAUUCCAGUGACUGUGGCUGUGUUGGGUGAGCGUGUACCUCCCGGCCGCUGUAUCUUGAAGAGCUGAGGUCAUUGGCAGAGAAAUUAAGGUUUUGUGGAUUCCUAUAGCUUUCUGGGCUGUUGACCUUAAGACUGUUAUUACACAUGCAGGAAAACAAGGAUAGAGAAAAGGGAGAUCUCUUAGACCAGUGAUAUGGCCUUUGUGACUAAGGUGGAAACAUCCUCCAUUGUUCAUCAAUAUUUGCUAUCACUUAGGUAAGACAUCCCUCCCA